CCUCAUCAUGUCCAUGUCGUUCGGUUUCGUGGUUCUUGGUUGCAUCCAUCGGUCUCCGUUUUCGAUCGGAAUCGAUUAUUCAUUGUAGCUUUCACCAUCAGACAUUAGUGCUAUAGCUAUCGCCAGCUGCGCCAUCGCCAGCAUAUUGUGUCGUUUUCUCUCGCGCCUCGUCUACUCUCACUUCCCUCGAUUCCUCUUCCUUGACAAAUAUCCUCACUUGUUGCGCCAGUUGGAACUACAUUGAAAGACUCCGUCAUUUAUUGCUUCCAACCUAGCCAAAAUUAAGAAAGUUAAAGUCUUUACUCCACAGCCGCAGCCAUGCCCACCUGAAGUUGAACCCAGGUGGUUGAACCACAGUCGUAUCCGUAAAAUUCUGCAUCCCAUGCCCACCUGAAGUUGAACCCAACACAAAAUCAAAAUGACGCUAUCAUCUUCGCUUCACCAUGACCAUUUCUAUGACCACCUCUUGUGUUUGAGGACAAGUGGACGAAAGGGUCAUGACGGAGACCCUGGACGGCAAAUAACGUCGUUUUUCGCCAUGCCUCCAAUGCAGGCUUUUGGGCCGAUCCCUACAGUCCCGUCUGGCACAGGGCUCUCUGACGCCACGACUAUGCUAAAAGCAUCAUCUUCUCUGGCUGGCGUUCCUCCAGGUACCAUUCCAACCAACCUUGACGCCUCUACUUCUGCAACUACUAUGUUGCAAAAUGUCAAGCCAGCGGAUGUAGGCAAGAAAUUACUUUCGCAGAAGGAUGGAGCAGCUUCCUUGAUGCGUGACUUGGUUGAGAAGAAAGCAGAGGGGGAAAGUUUCACGGAUCAAUUGAAGGAUCGGCUGAAGAGUGGUUUAGGUUUAGUUAAGGCAACCAAGAGAGCAUCCUCAGCAUCGUCCUUGUCCCCUCCUUCAAGGGAAGAGAGGGCUCAGGGAUGACCUCAGGGAUGCGACCCGGUGGCCCUAACUUAGACUCCGAUGACGCAGGUGGAGAUGGAGCUUCCGAUGAGAAUCCGCCAAGUGUGCGGUCUAAUUUGGCACAUUGGCUGCAGUUGAAAUCCUGUGGGUAUGGGGGUUGGAUUUGGGAAGAGGGAGCUCAUCCAGAAAUCACUUUCGCGAAACCACAGAGCUUUGUGCAUGUGCGCUUGGUGGAUGAUAAUCCGGUCAAUCGGGAGAAAGCGAGACUUUUAUGAGGGAAGGAAAACAUCAAUUUGAAUUUUUUACAUUUUGUAUGACAAGUUCAAGAUUAUGUUUGCAAAAGUUGUUUAUGAUCAUCAUCAACUUCUUACCUCCUAAGGAAGAUGAUUUUGAUAGCUUGUGCGAAGUUCUGUUCUCCUUCUCUCCGCGACCUCCAGCCAGCCAUUCCCUCUUUCAUCCCUCGCUCCCAGCACCUCCAGCGAUCCGCAGACCUUCGAUCCUCUGAAGGAUGCUCUGAAUUCGCUUCGCGCGGGCGCUGACCAAGCUCCGAAAGUGUACCCAGAUGAUCUCAAUAAAGCCAGCAUGGUUGAUAACAAUGGAAAGAUGCCGUUGCCCACGCCGGACGAUGCAGAACUAGUCUACUGGGAUGCUACGUAUUUCUUGAAUGGUGGCAUUCGAAUUACACCCAGGAUGCAACCGGUGAAGGAGAGGGCGCCUUUCUUUUAUGAAAGAUCGCUUGUAGUUUGUUAGUGUCCAAGUCCCUCUUCACGUUGUCGUUACAAAUUGGAUAAGGCAAAUUUGUAUGCCAAUUUUUAGAGUAGGACUCUACUACGAAAUUGGCAUGCAGCCAAUUACAAUUAGAGUAGGACUAGGACUCUAUUAGGACUCUACUAUCUACUACAAUUAGAGUAGGACAACUAGGACUCUACUACGAGACUACGAGACAACUCUGCUCCUUUUCUAACCCCUUCUCGAUUGUCGUCGGCGCACCCGUUUGCGGUUGGAGGUCGAAGUCGACGCGCAAGCUGAGAUGGAUUACCUCAGAGGCUUUUUUGGUCGCAAAGGCUUGGCUCAGAUCGUCUACGACACAAUUCGACCACCGGAUCCACUUCAUCCAGAAAAAGGCGGCGUCAGGGAACCCUCACCGAAUGCUACAGAGUCGAUGUUUUCCUCUUUUGCAGCACAAGCAGCUAAGAAGGCUAAGGCAGCAAGUGCAUCGGUUGCAGAGCAGGCAAGCUCUAUGGCUAGAGGGGCUCUGUCUAAUGCAACGGGAAUGGACUUUCGUGGUGAGAGGGAAAACCUCUUAGACCAAGCCGCAGCGAAAAAGUUGGGCGGCGUGCAACACACUUUUCCGCUGUCUUUGGAUUUUCAGCACGAGCACAACCGUACCAGUGAGAAAGCUGAGGAACGAGUUGCGGCUUGUCGACGCAUAUGUCGCGCACAUCAAUGUCCGCCAGCUCAUACAGAGCCAAGAGCAGUGAACGAAGACCGCUUCAGCUUUGCUCGAGCUUCCUGUCGUGACGAAUGCGUAUCGCCGAGCUUCCUCGAACUUGUAGGUUUCGAAGCCGAACGUGCUGGCUUGAAUGGCAACUACUUGAUGGUGGACAGCGGUAGGAAAACAAUAGAUGCGCCACCGUCCUACUUCCGCGUCUUACCGGAAGAAAACAAGGAUCUAGGUGACAAACUCUCCAACAUCAUGAGUGACGCCAAAUCCAUGGGGAAGAAACUUGUCGGCUCUUUAGCCACUGAUUUCGCGGAAGAUUUGAAAGAAACGCCAGCUGGUCAAGCGGCAGAGCAUGCUUUAAAGGCAGCCGCAGCGAUGAAGACCUCAGUUCUGAAACCAGACGCUGGUGGUGCGGGUGGUUACGGUUCCAUGUUUUUGGGGAAGUUGUUCGGACAAAGCGUGGAGGAGUCGGACCACGCUAACGACCCAAAAGACGCUGUUGAAAAGGAGACGGGCGUUGGUCCGAAUGCCAAAUUCAAUAACGACGCUGGUGGGUCUGGCGAGGACAACACGGAAGAACCCCCAACCGACGAUGCAGCGCCUCGAAAGUAUGCUCUAGGCACUCUUGGACGGCAUUUGAGGCACGAUUCAGAGGCUGUAAUGGACGAGUUCCGAAAUGCGAAAAAAGUUGCCAUGAUCCUCUACGACCACGAUCAAGACCAACGAUGGGGUGUUUACGUCGCCGAACGAACCAAGGACAGCGAAAUCGUGAAGAAAGUAGCCACUUCUGCCAGCAGAGAAGACAAGCUUCCUAGUAGAGUAGCUCAGUGGCUAGAUCCGGAAACGAGUAAGCCGUUUCACACUGACGGCGGACAGGGGUACACGCCUAAGGUGUUGUUUGACUACUGUCGACCUGACGGUUUGGUCCGUCCAAGUGCACAAGUGCGAUGGGCUAGUAAGCGUGUGAUUUUCUACGAGUCUCCGAAACCAAAAUACCCCAAUGAUGUGUCAGACGUGGAGGAAACGCAAUUCUUCAACCGAAUGGGCGGGGAACAGAGAAGUACCGGAAAACUGUGCAAGCACACACGCACGUGGAGCGGGGACAGGAUUGAACGGAAGAAGCUAGAACACUUGCUCGGCAAGGAAGGCUACAAAAACCGUGGCCUAGUGGGUGCGGAAACGACAGAACUGCAAUCUGAUGUAGCUGCAAAUGGAUUUCACCUGGACAAGAAGAAAAAACUGUCGGACGCUAUGGUUUUCAGGCUCUACGAGGCAUGUAGAAGGCACGAUCGAUCGGUCGAUAUCGACAUGGGCUUGCGCGAUUCGCUUGGUGGCUUUCUGCCGAAUACUAGCCCAGCUCCAACGUCCGCAGAUGAUGACGACCAUGCUGGCGCAGCGGGAGUCAUUCCGGACGCGCCUGAUGGACAAGUGGGUCGCGGACUGCCUCACGACCCUUUGACGCCUGAUGUAGCGCCGUAUAGAUGCUUAGAUCCUGCCACAGAAGAGCGCAUAGACGCUCUCUUCAGCGGUCGCGAGAUAGAGAUCGACGAAAGCAGUGAAAGCAUCGUGAAAAAGCUAGGACUGUCUGGUAGAUGGAAGAAGCUGAUGCGGGUAACUGAACACGGAAAGUAUCGGUCCGAGUACAUCCAAGAGGGUGGGCGGCUGCACUUGUUCGAAGUAUUGCCGAGAGCGGAGCUGGUACACACGCCGGGAGCGAAGUUAUGUGUUAUACUUGUUCUGGAAUAGUUACUUCUGGAAGUUUUUUUAGUACUUCUUGUUGAAUGUUGAUGAACAAGUUGAUUUGAAGAUCUUAGUUGUUCUUGUUGAUGAACAACAACAAGUUGAUUUGAUUUUCUUGGAGUAGUUUUUUCCCUUCAUUCACGAAAUGCACAUGAGAUCGAAAAAAAAGCUGAAAGAAUGUUUCGAAUUGGUUUUUGGAGCUUUUCUUCUACGAUCUCUAACAGCCCACGACCUAACCCGUUGGCACAUUGCACCACUCGCACAUCCAGUUCCGGCAUUCGACGCUUCCGGAAGCGACCACAAGAUGAUGUUUCCAUCGCCACCACUGACACUUGAAUUACCCGAGAUGGGCGCUGACGUGUCGAAUCCCGCUGUAGGCAUGUUGAACGAUGUCGCAGCGACUGGAGCAAACAAGAGCUCGGAUGGAGCGGGAGGACUAGGCGCCAAGUUUCUACCCAGAAGUAGUGACCCAGAGUUGCAUGUGGGCGAGUCAAUUCUUGGCGGCAAACACAACGAUCCGGUGGCGUAUGAUUAUGGAAACGAUUUUUCAAGCUCAGUUGGUAAGAGUAUCCUCUACUGCGUCGUUGACGUUGACCUUGUAUCUGCUUCUCUUGCGUAGCUUUGGAGUUGGAGGACUCCUUCAUUUAGAUUUAUUGCCUAGCAAAAUCAUUUUCGUUCUUUAUUUCAUCCUCUUCUAAUCCCCAGCAGCCAAUGCAGGAUCUCACGCCGACGAAGCCGAACUGGGCCCUGAGGCCGUCCUAGAACGUGUCCGCAUCGACUUUGGCAAACAUCUGGAGUUGAAAACUUCCGAAGACGUUUGGGCAGAGGACGAUCGUGUAGGAAAACUGCGGCGCCUAGAAUCUAAUGGCCGUUCUGUGGAGGAAACCGAGGAACUAAAACUGCUUUUGGCGAAGAGGUUCCGCGAAGGUCAAUGGGUGUUGAAAAAUCGCGACAACGUUGCCAUUCUAGCAGAGGAAUAUGGAGGUCAUGCCAGACAUCCAGGAGAAGUCGAGCGCUGGUUCUUGUUCAACCCUUAUCGGAAGGUUUUAACGAAUGAGCGGGCGGCUGUGAAAUUUAAGCCGAACUUGCAGCGGAUAACGUCAAGCGGAACUGCGCCUCCAGAUUCGUAUUUGCACAAAGAUGACGAUGCGGAGGGAAAACCAGAGAGUUUGGGCGGCAGUGGAGAACAUGCCAUUUUACCAGGUGGAUCUGAGUCGACGAUUGAUACGGGGAAAACGUUUUUCGAGAUGGACCGAUUCUACAACUCUCCAGACGAUUUGGUCGGGUUUUCUACCGAUCGCAAGACCUUGAGUCCUCAACAACUGGAGCGUUUUGAUUCGCGUGUGAACACUAUCGAUCCGGGAAGGAUUGAAGAUUCCGUCACGCAUUUGCAGCCCAUCUACCGACCAGGCGAGCCGUUUUGGCACCAAACGAGGACACCGUGUCAGACAAGCAGCGAGUUCACCAACGGUGCAAAAUGCAUUGGCGGUGUGCGAGCGGCGCUCAGGCUGAUGCGCGAACAAGUCGCCAAGUGCAUUGACGGCGAUCCGCCGUGUGUAAAGACGUUUACGGACGUUGCGAGUGUUAGGGAUCAAGGUGUGGAGGAUUGCGAGGAAUUUACUGGCGAACAUGAAGCGAUACAAACAGCAGAAGAAGAGCUAUGGAAUGGACCGGCAGGAGGGACAGUUGGCAAAAAGAGGAAAUUAGCGGAGUGUCAAGGUAGUAAUCACCACUACUAUUGCGUUUGCGUCGUGUUGAAUUCUGAUGAUGUCCAUCACAUGUUGAAUUCUGAUGAUGUCCAUCAUAUGUUGAAUUUUGAUGAUGUCCAUCAUACAUUAAUAUCUCCAUUUCGAUCUCCAUUUUGAAAUUAGUACUAGGACCUACUUUGUGUUUCAAAUUUCAAGCCUACUUUCUCGAUUUCAUCUUUGAAUGUUUCCGGUAUUUUUGGUAUAGCCUGAAUUUGAUCCUAAGGGAAAACAAGAAGAGAACCCUUAGGAUCAAAUUCAGGUUAUCAAAUACCAGAACCAUUCAAUCUUUCAUCUACAUCUUUUUUAACAGUGCUCCAUCACGACAUCCGCACUUGUCGCCGGACGCAAGGAUGCAAAGUUGGCCGUGACAAAUCGACUGCGGUCUACAACGCGAAAGGAAGACUCGUAAAGGAGGGCGAGUUUCAUUGUACGAUCGAUGACAGACUGUUUGGACCUGAGUAUCCGGUGUCUGAGGACUCCAACGAUAUGGCUAGCGGCGCAGCCUUCAUGCCAGUAGCGCAUGCGGGGUUUGAUUUCUUAUUUCCGUCAACAUCCAGUGGUAGUGCUGGAAGUGCUAGUGCUUUUUCGGGUUUGAGUGGAGGUGCAUCACACGCUGAUGUGGCUCUGGUGUGCUUGCUAAAGGAAAGGAGAAGAAGGGGAAGUAGAAGAAAGAAGCGCAAGCACAGUGGUUUGAGUGGAGGUGUUUUUUCGGAUUUUCAACUUGGACGAAGCGCGUGA
Messenger RNA from Amoebophrya sp. A25, 6574 nucleotides. The record is from the annotation of a GenBank genome assembly. Lineage: Eukaryota; Dinophyceae; Syndiniales; Amoebophryaceae.